CCUACCAUCACCAUCGUCGAGGCCAUCAUCCCGACCUCCCUCCCUGUCACGACAUUGACCUGCUCUUGACAGUCACCUGUCCUUCUUCUCACGCCUCUCCCUCCCUCUCUUUCUGCCAUUACCGCCUCCCCACCUGGGCGCAUCACGCCGUCAUGGCCACGACGCCCUAUUCCUCCGACCUGUCCGACUCUGACCGCGAUGAUGCUGGUCCUUCCACCCGUCGUCAUCUCCAAGUCUCGUCAUCCAAGGCAGAUCCAGAAGUCCUAGCCCCUAUCGUCGACCCACUACUAGCAUCGCGGAGAGUCAACUACUACCACUCUCCCCUCAUCGGAAGCUUCUCGUAUGGAUAUGGACAUCCCAUGAAACCGCAGAGGAUGAGAAUGGCCCAUUCCCUCAUUAGUGCCUAUGGACUUGAUCAGUGCAUGACACUCAGGGAGCCAAAAGAGGCGGACAAGGUUGAUAUGACCAGGUUUCACACGGAUGAGUACAUCGACUUUCUCGAGAGGGUCAAUCCUGAUAACGGCAUGGCGCUUACAGGCGCCGGUACAAGGUUCCUCGUAGGAGAGGACUGUCCGCCCUUUCAGUCCGUGUUUCAAUUCUGCUCCCUCUCCAGCGGAGGAUCCAUCAGCGCUGCCAAUGCCAUCAACAGCGGCUCAGCAGACAUAGCCAUCAACUGGGCUGGCGGGCUGCAUCAUGCCAAGAAGCGCGAAGCUAGUGGGUUCUGCUAUACCAACGAUAUUGUUCUGGGGAUAUUGGAAUUGCUGAGGGUCCACUCCCGGGUGUUAUACAUUGACAUCGAUAUUCAUCACGGAGAUGGCGUUGAAGAAGCCUUCUACUCUACGAAUCGGGUUCUCACCCUCUCCAUACACAAGUUCGGAGACUUUUUCCCAGGUACUGGAGACGUCAAAGACGUUGGUAUCGGGCCGGGCAAGGGAUAUGCUGUCAAUGUACCUCUGCGGGACGGUGUCGGAGACCGGGAAUACCAGUCGUUGCUGUUCCAACCGGUCGUCCAGCAUAUCAUGGAGUGGUACCGCCCUGGAGCUGUCGUUCUGCAAUGUGGAGCGGACUCUCUCGCAGGAGACAAGCUCGGAUGCUUCAAUCUUUCAAUGAGGGGCCACGCAGCAUGCGUGUCCUAUUUGCAAUCAUUCAACGUGCCUCUCCUCAUGGUCGGGGGAGGUGGCUAUACCGUGCGGAAUGUUGCUAGAACCUGGACAUACGAGACUGCUCUGCUCCUUGGCAGAGAGCCAGAUGAAGACCUUCCCUUUAACGAGUACAUGAACUGGUUCGGACCCGAGUACAAGCUCGACGUCAGACCUACCUCGAUGGAGAAUCUCAACUCGGAUGCCUAUCUUGAAGGUCUCAGGAGCAGAAUCAUAGACACGUUGAGGGGCUUGCCGUUUGCUCCGAGCGUACAGAUGCAGCCUACGCCCAAGUAUGCGCUGAAUGCCCACGCGGAAGGCCAGCUGAGCGACUCGGAGGAAGAAGGAGAGCUGGAGAAAAGGAUCAGCAAGUUACUCGAGCCCGCAUACAGCAACAGCUUGAUUCGCCGCUAUCCGACGCCGAGUCUUCCCUUGACGAGGAAGAGGAAGGACAAGGGCAGGAGAACGGCUCUCGCUACUCUUCUGCCGCGCGUCAGGAGACCAAGAGACGCGACCGCUCAGACCGGACCCUGAAGCGACUUCUGUGGUCUGGCAACCAGUCGCUCGACCAGGCCAACGGACGUCAGCGAAGCUUCUUCGAGAGGGAAGGAAGUGUCAUGUCUACGGCCUCCUCCGUUGCCGGACCGGGCAAGAGCUGGCUCGGCAUGGGCUACUCGCCCAGCGGCCUCGCCAACG
This is a messenger RNA of Microstroma glucosiphilum, 1835 nucleotides long. RefSeq names its product histone deacetylase. The transcript is spliced from 4 exons. The record is from RefSeq and is a predicted model, not a curated record. Gene Ontology annotation, molecular function: histone deacetylase activity. Bases 153 to 1673 code for a protein of 506 amino acids. Lineage: Eukaryota; Fungi; Basidiomycota; Exobasidiomycetes; Microstromatales; Microstromataceae.